CGCGAGUGGUUGUGUCGCCUCGAGUAGCGUUUCUAAUAGCAUAUAUAUAUAUUUCUGAUCUGCCAUAUAUAUAUACCUAUACUAUAUAUCUAAAGAUCGUCUGUGGCGUAGGGUGCAAAAAUUUGUACGCCGAUUGCACCAGUGCGUUCAUCAAAGCGGCGCGUGUGUGUGCGUGUUUUUCUAGUGUAUUAGUGUGUGUGUAUAGCAGCAGAAGAUAACGUUAGCUACUGCUACUGGAGAAGCGUAACGUGCCGCCGCGGCAUGCGCACAAGUUUGCAAAAGUUGAGCAAGUUAUUGGCAAACUGCAGCAGAGCCCGCAACCAUCACAGUUAACAGCGCACGCAACAGGGCCCCUCAGCGGGCGCCUCGGAUACACAACAGGAAGCUAAAGCAGCAACAACAACAACUGAAAAGCUUAAGUCAUGGAGCAAUUUGAACAGUUGCUAACAUGCUGCGUCUGCCUGGACAGAUAUCGCAUACCAAAGCUGCUGCCAUGCCAGCACUCCUUCUGCAUGGAGCCCUGCAUGGAGGGACUGGUCGACUAUGUGCGCCGCCAGGUCAAGUGUCCCGAAUGCCGCGCCGAACAUCGCAUACCCUACAAUGGUGUGCAGGCCUUUCCCACCAAUGUGACACUGCAGCGUUUUCUCGAGCUACACAUAGAGAUUACCGGCGAGCUGCCCGAUCCCACCUCAGGUCAAAUCAUGGAGCGCUGCGGCGUCUGCUCGGAGAAGGCGUAUUUGUCACACUGUGCGCACUGCGAGAAGAAAAUCUGCGACGACUGCAAAAGCGCACACAUGGACAUACUAAGGCGUGAAAUCACACGCUUCAACUCACAGAUACGUCGCAGUUUGCAUCGACUGCAGGAUUCGCUUGCUAUAAUAGAGAAGAACACGCUUAGUUUGCAAACCAAUGCCAUAAGUGUAACAGAGGAGAUUGAUGAAAUCUAUCGCCGCAUUACCAAGGCCAUAAAAGAUCGCUCCGAUCAGCUUAAGGGUGAAAUCGAUCGCUACUUGGCUGUGGAGCUGCGUAACCUCACAACGCUCAAGGAGAAUCUCGAUUUGGAAAUAACCAACAUUAGCAGCAACUGCGAUAUUGUGGACAAAUAUAUGAACGAGACUGUGGAGUGGGACGACUGCGAGCUCAUGGACACCAAGGAGAUCUUCCUGAAGACCGUUGAGUUUCUGCGUCACUUUGAAUAUGAAAACAACGAUUACAGUCGCCGCGUGCGCUUCCUCGUGUCCAUUGAUCCCAAUCAGCUGGUUAUGAAUUUGGCUACAUUUGGCGAUCUGAAUAUAGCGCCACACUCGACGCCAGGCAGCUCGGUGAGCAGCUCACAUUUGGCGCCACCUAGUGCACUGCAGCCUGGACUCAUGCGCUCCAAGAGCGAUCAUCGCUUGGCCACGCAGUUCCGCCAGCAGGAGGAGCGCAGCGGCUACAACGAUGAGCCCGUGCUGGGCGGUCGCAAGUUUGGCGAGCGCCCACAGCGUGUGGCCAAGGAGGUGGAUCGCUAUGGCGAUCGCAGCUAUGGACGCAGCGAUUACAAUGAGUACGACAACGACUACGAGAACGAGCCGGCCAGUCGUGCUGGCAAAUCUUCGCGCUUCCGCUCGCGUUUUGUGCGCUCGCAUCAGAACGAGGACUCGGACAGCGAGCAGCAGCAGCAGCGCCAGCAGGAGCUGGAGAAGCGCAAGGAUCGCGUGCUCGACAGCGAGGAUGUGUCGCGUGGUCAGCUAAGCGGCAUUAUACGCCUUAGCGACUGCUCGCGUGUGGUGCAGCGUCUCGCCGACAUAGGCAAGGAGAAGAAGGAGAAGAAGUCCGAUGCAGCCGAAGCUGCCAAGGCGGCAGUGCAGGCGGCUAUACAAGCUCAAAAGGCCGCAAUGCAGCGCCAGCAGCAGAAGAACCAGCAAACACAGGAUGAGAAGAAAGCAUCCGCAGCAGCCAGCAGCUCAACUGCAAGUGAAGCGCCCAGCGCUGAGCGUGUGGCAGCCCUAAAGCGUGGCGGUCAAGGCGGCAGCGAGGAAAGCGACAGCAGCACAGCAGCAGCAGCGACGACGACGUCAGCAGCAGCAGCGACCAGCUCACCAGUGCGUACAGCGCGAGCCGAGUGGACAAACGAUGUGUCCAAGCCCGUGGCGGCCGUCAAGAAGACACAGCGCAGCGGCAGCAGCGACAGCAGCGCCAGCACCGAAAGUAGCGCCAGCUCGCCAACAGCAGCAGCAGCCGCCGCCAACAACACGCAGCAGCCAAAGGCAGGCAGCUCAGCGAGAUUUUCAAGUGCACGCGACUCAACAGCAGCAGCAGCUACACCUGAGAAGAAACCCUUUGUGAGCAGAUUCUUGCCAGCGCAUAGCACUGCCAAUGCGGCUAAUGGUGCAGCGGACAAAAAGAAAGCGGAGAGCGAGUCCAGCACUGAAGAGGAAACCAGCUCUGAGUCCGAGUCUGAAUCGGAAACUGAGUCCAAGGCCAAGCCCAGCGCUACAAGCAGCGCCAAUAAGUCAACGCCAGCCAGCAGCGCUGCCAGCUCCAGCACCAAUGCAGCCAAUGCAGCCAGCAGCAGCAGCAGCUCAAGCUAUCGCGAUCGCCUCGAAGCGCGACGCGCCUCACGCGACGAAUCCACCGCCAGCGCCAGCACACGCAGCAGCUAUGCCACGCCCAAUUCUAGCGGCUAUGGCAGCAGCAGCACAACACGCACACGCGCUGUGCCCGCGCCACAUCAUGCGGCAGACAGCGAAGACCGCUACGGCAGCGGCAGCAGCAGCUACACAAGCCGCUUUCUGAACAAAAGCAAGAGCAGCGCGAUUGUCUCACAGCCGUCGCUGUCGACGCCCAAUGCAUCGUUCGAUGAUGACGCCAACGGCACUGGCGACGACUCCGACAGUCGCUACGGCACUGGACGCUCCCGCUAUCUGGCCAUGAAGGAGCGCCGCACACGACUCGCGCGCAGUCGCUCCUCGCAUCAGUUUGGCAACGAAGAUGAAGAUCUGGAUGAGCCUGUGUCCCCCACAACUGUAUCGCCGUCCGCUUACUUGGCCUCCAGAUAUAGCGGCUAUGGCAGCAGCGAUCUGGCACGCAGUCGCUCCUCGCAUGCGCUCAAGUCGCGCGACAAUUCGCCCAUCACGGAUCGCAGCGCGGGAUCGUCGCGCAGCGCUUUGGCCGGCAGCUCGACGGACACCAAGGACGGCGAGGCCUUGAGCUCCUGGGCACGCUACUUGAAGAACAAGUACGGCAACAAGAGCUCCAAGGACACGCCCAGCAGCAGCAGCAGCGGCGUGGGCAGCGGCGCUGGCAGCAGCAGCAGCCGCAGCACCGCGUCCGAUGUGUCGCGACGCUUGAGCCUCGGCCUGCCGCUGAGGCAGGCCAACGAGCUGGCCUCCUCGGACGAUGACGGGUCAAAAAACGGGCUAGGCUCCCCUACGUCCCCUACGGUAGCAGCAGCAGCAGCAGCAGCCGGUAUAACCGGAGUGGCAGGUACUAUCCCUAAGCAGGUUUAUCUGCGCAAGCGCCAGCAGCUGUUCCAGUUGGGGGGCCGGGGGAGCGAGCCCGGAUCCUUUACGUGGCCGCGCGGCUUGGCCGUCGGUCCCGACAAUAGCAUCGUUGUCGCCGACUCCAGCAAUCAUCGCGUUCAGGUCUUCGACUCGAACGGCAUCUUUGUGAAGGAGUUUGGCGAAUACGGCAACGGCGAGGGCGAGUUCGAUUGCCUCGCCGGCGUGGCCGUCAAUCGCAUUGGCCAGUACAUCAUAGCCGAUCGAUACAAUCAUCGCAUACAAGUGCUCGAUCCACAAGGACGUUUCCUGCGCGCGUUUGGCUCGCAGGGCACCGCAGAUGGCAAAUUCAAUUAUCCUUGGGGCGUUACAACCGAUGCACUCGGCUUCAUUUACGUUUGCGAUAAGGAGAACCACAGAGUGCAGGUUUUCCAAUCCGAUGGUUCCUUCGUUGGUAAAUUCGGUUCCUGCGGCCGUGGCGAGGGUCAACUUGAGCAUCCGCAUUAUAUAGCCGUCUCGAAUACGAAUCGUGUGAUUGUUUCCGAUUCGAAUAACCACAGGAUUCAGAUAUUCGAUGUCAACGGCAAAGUGCUGUCCACUGUGGGCGGCGAGGGCAGCGACGACGGCCAGUUCAAAUUUCCACGUGGUGUGGCGGUGGAUGAUCAGGGCUACAUCUUUGUGGCGGACUCGGGCAACAAUCGCAUACAAAUAUUCAAUCCCGAUGGCAGCUUCCUGAAGACCUUUGGCAGCUGGGGCUCUGGCGAUUCGGAGUUCAAGGGACUCGAAGGCGUCGCCAUUAUGUCCAAUGGCAACAUACUGGUCUGCGAUCGUGAGAAUCAUCGCGUGCAAGUUUUCUAAGCAGCAACAACUUUAAGCCAAUGCAAUUAAUUUUUGUGUUUUUUAUAUUUUGCCUUCUUCAAGCUAAAACU
This is a messenger RNA of Drosophila busckii, 4411 nucleotides long. RefSeq names its product RING finger protein nhl-1 (gene tn). The record is from RefSeq and is a predicted model, not a curated record. The coding region runs from base 423 to 4340 and encodes 1305 amino acids. Gene Ontology annotation, biological process: negative regulation of translation; proteasome-mediated ubiquitin-dependent protein catabolic process; protein polyubiquitination. NCBI's taxonomy places the organism in Eukaryota, Metazoa, Arthropoda, Insecta, Diptera, Drosophilidae. Gene Ontology annotation, molecular function: metal ion binding; translation repressor activity; ubiquitin protein ligase activity. The transcript has 14 exons.